UCCUGAUCAGUAGUAGCACACUUUCAUCGUGGCGAGGAAAGUGAGCGAGUCGAGUGAGUCGUUUCGUCCACGCCGGAGGAAUCAUCCACGCUGUAACACACGCCACACACGCGCGCGCGUGUCCACGAAGAUCGUGUGCACGAGGGAGAGACUCUUGCGGCGUGAAGAGAGAGAAAUAAGCACGGCUGAGAGAAAGGGAGAAACGUCUCGCCGGAUUCCUUUCGAUCCGCAAAAAAUUGUCGUACGUUUUUACCCACAGCACCGGGUGGGGUGCUCGUUAAGAAACGGAUUGCUUGAGAAAGUCGAGAAGAAAGAAUUGUUAAUUGCUCGGUUUGUUCGUAAACAAAAAUAUGUGAUACCAUGGAAUAUAUCUGUAUAUGUACAUUUAUAUACGCACACACGUACACACACGCACACGCAUAUGUAGAUAACGUACAUAUGCAUUUGCUUAUACAUAUAUAGGAAAUAGAAUUCUUUAACAGUGAUUAAUUUAGGACGAUGCGUUGGACGAGUAAAGAGGAUAGAAAAUGAUUCCGGGUGUCGCGUGUCGACUCAGUUUCGCCCUUUCCAAAGGGAGGGUAGAAGAGGCGUGAGGUGGAUGAAUCAUUGAGACGGCCUCUGACGUGUCGAAUAAAAGAGGGAGGCGAUCGAAGAAUCAAAGCGGAGCAAGGUUGCAAGUCAAUUUUCAGCGACUGACCAAUUUUAUUUACGAUCGUGAUGAGCAAAAACAACGAGAAUGGUAUAUCUUUGGCGACGCCUCCAGCCAUUCAUGUUGGUCCCAUAGUGAAUCCAGGCACCAACGAGACAAUUUCUAUUGUGAUACCAUUAUCAGCCCAGUUGGCUACGGUUACUAGUCAGAAGAUUGAGAAGUCGUGCAAAGAUUGCAACAAGGAUGUCAAACAAUCGUCCAAUAACUCCAAUUCCCGACCGAGAAAUGACAAAACUAAGGGAUGCCCUUAUCCUGGUUGCACCAGAUACGGGCGAGCCUUUUCUAGAGCACACGAUCUCAAACGGCAUAUUGCUCGUCAUGAAAUGAGAAAAGAGAAGCUGUCUGACUAUGAAAAUUGUGCUAUUGUGGGUAAACAUCAGCAGAGUGGCAAAGAAAGUACCGAGAAUGUAACAAAUGGAAUAAUUGAUAGGCAACACAUGUCUUGGAACGAUGAUUCACGUGAAACUAAAUCUUAUUCCUGUUUACAUUGCAAGAAGAAGUAUACUAGUGAGAUUAAGCUUAAGGCUCACAUGGGUUCCCAUGAAAAGGUUCCAGGUAAAAAUGUGUGUACUCUAUGUGGAACAUGUUCCCGCGACGAGGAAGAGUUACAAGAGCACAUGAAACAACAUACAGCAAACAUGUUGGAAGCUCAAACAGCACUAGAAAAAGGUGGAAAAGAGCAACCAGAUAAAGAAGAUGAUUUUUUGCUUGAAGAAAUGUUGCUUCUCAACAAAAACCCACGAAGAACAAUGCAAUCAGGAAAAAAUAACUCAAAUAUAGCGUCCAAAAUAAGAUGUGAUUAUUGUUCCAAGACUUUCAAGACAAAAUGGACAUUGAGUUCCCACGUAGCAGCACACGAAGGUCGUUUUCAAUUCGAUUGCGGUCAGUGUGGCAAAAAAUUCGUCAGAAAGAGCCAUUAUGAAGGUCAUAUGAGAUCCCAUGAGGCUGCACGGCCCUACGUCUGCGAACAAUGCGGAAAAACAUUUAAAGAACUGAAGCAUAGAAGGGAACACACUAAAAGGAAGCAUCCUACUAACCAGAACGCGAUUCAAACACUUCUAGACAGCAUUAGUCCAUGUGGAUCGGAAAAGUUCACGCUUUUGAUGCCUGUUAAUUUUUCCGUGUAG
Eufriesea mexicana is the source of this 1836-nucleotide messenger RNA. RefSeq names its product oocyte zinc finger protein XlCOF6. Gene Ontology annotation, molecular function: RNA polymerase II transcription regulatory region sequence-specific DNA binding; DNA-binding transcription factor activity, RNA polymerase II-specific. The coding region runs from base 718 to 1836 and encodes 372 amino acids. The transcript is spliced from 3 exons. The record is from RefSeq and is a predicted model, not a curated record. Gene Ontology annotation, cellular component: nucleus. Lineage: Eukaryota; Metazoa; Arthropoda; Insecta; Hymenoptera; Apidae. Gene Ontology annotation, biological process: regulation of transcription by RNA polymerase II.